UUUCAUACUUUUUCAGGUCAUUCUAAACAUUAUACUAUAGUAUAUGUAUUUUAAUGCUAUAUCAGGUCAUUCUAAACAUUAUACUAUAGUAUGUGUAGGGGUUUCCUAUUCAGCUUCCAUUAAUCUUUUAACAAAUUAAAGGACCUGUUACUUCUGUACAAUGGCUUUAAAGUAAAUUAUCAUUUGACUUCUCUCAUUCUACAGACGAAAAAUGAAUUUAAACUUCAAAUGCAAAUGCUAUUUUGCCAGUGGAAAUAUGAAACACAGACCCAGCUAUAUGCAGUUUGCUGAAAUGAAAAACAUGCAGAUGCAACUUUUCAAUCUGCAACAGGAAGUCACAAAAGUCCAAGCCAUUGGAGAUGACUCCCAGGUGGGAGGGGCUCAACCCCUGUGCUCCGCUGAUUUGCCUCCAGAUAAGAUGGAAACGCUGCAACCGGAUGUACUGAUUGGCUCUGAACUACAGGAAACACACAACAUGUCCCAUAUCGCUCCAUCCACAUUGAUGAGAAGUGCAACCUCCACGGAUAGUGGCCCGGCACCCCUGGUGUCGAGCCUGACGAACUACUGUUGGGACCUCUCCUGCCACAGGGUGUGCUCUUCUAAGACUCUGCUCCAAUUCACGAUCGGUCCCGUGAGCUUGACACACCCCGUGUACAUCUGUGAGAGUGGAGCCAUGCCUUUGCUCAUUGGCAUCGAUGUUUUGAAGUGCUUUGAUGCUUUUAUCGAUAUUGGGGAACUGAAGGUAGGUGUUAGAAAACCUCUGCCAUUCACUCCACCUUCUUUCCCCGACUCACGCUGCCUUGCGGUAGGUGAUUCUGAGCAUGGGGGAACCGCAUGCUCACUGCCGAGCUCAAAGCCAUCAGAGACUCCCUCUGAUGUUUUUUCUCAGAUUGAACAGGUCGUGGACCAAGCAGAUGCUCUUACCAACCAUGUCGAGCGAGACAAACACUGACAACUUUUGUUAAAAUACAAAGAUUUUCUUUCACUCGACUCCUUGGACUGUGAUCUAACCACUAUCCAUGAGGUCAGGAUUCCUACACUGCCACAUGCUGCGCCGAAUAUUGUGCGUCCAUACAAGAUUCCCCUGGCAUCCAACGGGCCAGUCCAGGAAAUCAUUGAAAGCGUCGUGACUAAAGGGAUCAUCCGACCCUGCAACAGCACCUACUCGGCUCCAUUGUGGCCAGUAAAGAAGCCUAAUGGUAAGUGGCGACUAACCAUUUACUACAGGCAACUCAACAAACAGGUUCCCUUGUCUAGGUAGCCGAUGGCGUGCCUGGAACAAGAACUCUCAAAAGUGAAAUACGCUAAAUACUUCUCCACCCUUGACAUUGCGUCUGGAUUCUGGACAAUUCCUGUCCAUAAAUCGGACCAACACAAACUAGCCUUCUCCUUUGCCAACUGCCAGUACACCUUAACUCGGUGUCCUUUUGGUUAUUCCAACUCACCAGCUGAGUUCAACAUCUUCUUGGACAAAGCCUGCCCUGAUGCUCGAGAGCGAGGUACCCUCAUCUAUGUCGACGACAAUCUUGUUCGUAAUCGUACCUUGGAUGAUAAACAUAUGUGUAUUUUAAAACUAUUUCAGGUCAGUCUAAACAUUAUAUUAUCGAAUGUGUAUUUGUAAUGGUUUUUCUGGUCAUUCUAAACGUUCUACUAUAGUAUAU
Messenger RNA from Nothobranchius furzeri (turquoise killifish), 1661 nucleotides. The record is from RefSeq and is a predicted model, not a curated record. Lineage: Eukaryota; Metazoa; Chordata; Actinopteri; Cyprinodontiformes; Nothobranchiidae.